AAGCAACCACUUAACUUGCGCACAUACAUUGCCCCAUUUCACUGCUAGCCCUCCACUAUCGUGCGCAGCAGAAGCGGUAACCAUUUCCGAUAAGAUGCCCGCCGGCGACCUCAGGUGCACGGAGUGGUCCUCGGACGCCGAGGGCGAGGCCUGGGUGUGGACCCAUAUCAAAGCCGAGGCACGUCGCGACACCGAGUUGAAGCCGGCUCUGGCCAGCUACCUCUACUCGACGAUACUCUCGCACUCGUCACUGGAGUGAUCGCUAUCGUUUCACCUGGGAAACAAGCUAUGCUCCUCCACCCUUCUCUCCACGCUCCUCUACGACCUCUUCCUCAACACCUUUUCCUUGUUGGAUCUCAGUACCCCCUCCCUACGCGCCGCCCACGAACGCGAUCCUGCCUGCAUCUCGUUUUCUCACUGCCUGCUAUACAAAGGCUUCUUGGCCUGUCAGGCGCACCGAGUGGCGCACAAGCUGUGGAUCCAGAACCGCAGGCCGCUGGCACUUGCGCUGCACUUGCGGAUCGCGGACGUGUUCGCGGCGGACAUUCACCCGGCAGCGAGGAUCGGAAAGGGGGUGCUGUUCGACCACGCGAUAGGGUUGGUGGUGGGGGAAAUGGCGGUGAUCGGAAACAACGUGUCGAUACUCCACCACGUGACGCUGAGAGGGACUGGGAAGGCUGGCGGAGAUAGGCACCCGAAAAUCGGGGAUGGAGUUUUGAUUGGCGCGAGCGCGACGAUUUUGGGAAAUGUGAAGAUUGUGGAGGGUGCAAAGAUCGGGGCGGGGUCGGUGGUGCAAAUUGAUGUGCCGGCGAGGACGACAACAGUGGGAAAUCCGGCAAGGUUGGUUGGCGGGAAGGAACGGCCGUCGAAGCACGAGGAUGUGCCUGGGCAGUCCAUGGAUCACACCUCCUUUAUCGCCGAGUGGUCCGACUAUAUUAUAUAGAAUUUUAAAAAUUAAUUUCUUUUCGGUUAUGUUAGUUAUUUCCCCGCCUCUAAUGUUUCAACAGUGCAAUAAUCCUUUGUUUUGUAAUUCUUUUUUUUUUUUUUUCAAUUAAAAAGGAGAAUAUUAAUUACUAAGAUGUUGUAUGUGGAAGGAUAUUGGUUCAAUUAAGUUAGAAUGAUAAAAUUCUAGAUUAAUUCGUUCAA
Pyrus x bretschneideri (Chinese white pear) is the source of this 1146-nucleotide messenger RNA. Its product is annotated as serine acetyltransferase 5. The record is from RefSeq and is a predicted model, not a curated record. NCBI's taxonomy places the organism in Eukaryota, Viridiplantae, Streptophyta, Magnoliopsida, Rosales, Rosaceae. Gene Ontology annotation, molecular function: L-serine O-acetyltransferase activity. Gene Ontology annotation, cellular component: cytoplasm; cytosol.